AUGUCCGACGCAGGAUCCAACAUUGACCCGAAGGAGGAGCAGGAGAAGAAGGAGAUCGCUGAGAUCGCGACGAAGAUGACGAACUACAUCGAUCCGUGUCUCGCAAAGGUCAAACCUCUCCUGAAGCUCAUCAACGAGCACUUGGCCCGCGCCAAACGCGACCAGGAGAAGGAUGAGCUCGACGAGGAAGCGCUCGUCAAGCAAGUCCGACCUCUGCUCGAGCAGGCGCAGGGCAUGCUACAAGAGGCUCUCGGUGGUAUAAAGGCUCUUGACCCAGGAGGAAAGAUAGCCGAGAUGUCCAAGCGCCGGGCUGCAGACCAUCAAGCAACGCCCGAGGAGCAGCAUCUCGCUGAGUCCCUUGGAGAGUUGACUGGUGAUGUAAUGCACACCAUCGAGAACGCAAAAUCCAUCAUACAAGACAUGCCACGAGCAAAGAAGGAUCUCAGUCCUCUUCUCGACGCCGUCACCCAACCCUUAUUCCAAAUUAUCUCCGGUGUCGGCUUGGUACUCAACGGCGUCUUCACCCUCUUGGGCAACAUCCUCAACGGCAUCGGUCUUGGUGGCAUCCUCAAUGGUAUCCUCGACGCUCUGGGUCUCAACAAGCUGCUUGGGAGCAUUGGUUUGGGCAGCCUUGGGAGCUCGCUCGGUGGUAACAAGGACGGGAAGAAAGACAAAAAGCAGGCUCAGGGCCAGAAGAAGUGA
Molecule: messenger RNA, 702 nt
Organism: Stereum hirsutum FP-91666 SS1
Lineage: Eukaryota; Fungi; Basidiomycota; Agaricomycetes; Russulales; Stereaceae
Exons: 5
Coding region: 1-702 (233 amino acids)
Source: RefSeq, a predicted model, not a curated record